Messenger RNA from Pipra filicauda (Wire-tailed manakin), 6942 nucleotides. RefSeq names its product growth associated protein 43 (gene GAP43). Lineage: Eukaryota; Metazoa; Chordata; Aves; Passeriformes; Pipridae. The transcript has 3 exons. The coding region runs from base 266 to 1012 and encodes 248 amino acids. Gene Ontology annotation, biological process: axon choice point recognition; regulation of growth; tissue regeneration. Gene Ontology annotation, cellular component: cytoplasm; plasma membrane; postsynaptic density. Gene Ontology annotation, molecular function: lysophosphatidic acid binding; calmodulin binding; phosphatidylserine binding. The record is from RefSeq and is a predicted model, not a curated record.
AGGGAGGGAGGCAGGGAGAGGCAGCGUGUGCAUGUGUGAUGAGCAAUAGCUGUGGACCUUACAGUUGCUGCUAACUGCCCUGGUGUGUGUGUGUGCGCGUGUGCUCGUGUGCGUGUAUGUGUGUGUGAGCGAGAGAGAGACGGAGAGAGAGAGGGAGGGAGGGAGGGAGGGAGCGGAGAGGGUGGGGGGGAGAGAUAAGAGAGAGAAGAGGAAAAGGAGAGAGGAGAAGGAAGGAAGAAGAAGGAAGGAAGGGGACAAUACGAUCAUGCUGUGCUGUAUGAGAAGAACAAAACAGGUUGAAAAAAAUGAGGACGGAGACCAAAAGAUCGAGCAAGAUGGCAUCAAACCAGAAGAUAAAGCUCAUAAGGCAGCCACCAAAAUCCAGGCCAGCUUCCGCGGACACAUAACAAGGAAAAAGCUCAAGGGGGAGAAGAAGGGAGAUGCCCCAGCAUCUGAGACUGAUGCUGCCGACAAGAAGGAGGAAGGCCCUGCUGGUGGAGCAGCCGAGAACAAAGAAAGCGAGGCUCCCACUGCCACAGAAGCAGCCGCCGCUGACAGUGCCCAGCUGGAGGAGGGCAGCAAAGACAGCAGCGCGCCAGCAGAGGAGAAAAAAGGGGAUGGAGCCGCUGACACGGCCUCAGAGCAGCCAGCCCCACAGGCUGCCACUCCUGCUGCAUCCUCAGAGGAAAAGCCCACUGCUGCCACUGCCCCCGAAAGGGAAAGUGCCACUAAAGCUUCCACUGAUAACUCGCCGUCCUUGAAGGCUGACGAAGCCCAAGACAAAGAGGAGCCUAAACAAGCCGACGUGCCUGCUGCUGACACCACUGCCACCACCACCCCUGCUGCAGAGGAUGCUACUGCCAAGGCAACAGCGCAACCCCAAAUGGAGACAGUGGAGAGCAGCCAAACCGAAGAGAAGACAGAUGCUGUAGAAGAAACCAAACCUACUGAAAGUGCCCAGCAGGAAGAGGUGAAAGAAGAAGAGAGCAAGGCGGACCAAGAAAAUGCCUGAACAUUAAGAAAUGACUCCCCAUUGCCCCUCCCUCCCUCCCCCUAUCCUCUAUCCUUCCUUCCCACCCCAAUCUUGAUCUCCCCCCUUCCUGCUCACAGCUGUGAGCCUGUCUGUCCCUCUCCCACUCCCACUUAAACCCUUUUUCUCUCUGUGUGGCAAACAUUUAAAGAAAAAAAAAAAAAAGCAGGAAAAAUCCCAGUCAAACAGUGUGGCUUAAACAUUUCUUUGUUUCUUGGUGUUGUUAUGGCGAGUUUUUGGUAAUGAUGAUCCAAUCAUUUUGGGAAAAUUCUUGCACUGUAUCAGAGUUCUUUGACCUGGCGCGUGCGUGUGUCUGUCUGCCCACUGCGAGCGCGCUCUCUCUCUCUCUCUCUCUCCCUCUCCUCUCUCUCUCUUCUCCAAGUGUGUGUGUGUGCAAUGUUACGUUCAUCCGAGGAGUCCAGACUUACUGAGUGAGUUAAAACAAAAGAGGGAAAAAAAAAUUCUUUUCUUCCUUUUUCAAUGUGAUGGAAUGAACGAAAGAAAAAAAAAAAACAAAGACCCAACACUACAAACAAAUGAAGGAAAAAGAAUACUAAACCCCAGUUUGUUUUCAGAACUAAACCAACAACAACAACUAAAAAAUGUGCCAAUUAGCGUAAUGCUUGGCUCCAGGCUCCUUUUUCAAACUGAAAAUAAUUCUAAUAAAUGAGAAUAAUGAUCAUUAAUACCACUGUGUCACAUUUCUAUGCUGCUGUACAUCCUGCUGGCCUGUGGUCUCUGGUUGGCCACUUCUUGCGUGGUCCAGUGCUUCUUGGCCAGUGGUCCUUGUGCUUCUUGGCCACCAGUCAGUGACCGACUGCUCUCCCUGGCACUGCUGAGGGGAUUUUUAAGGGGAGCAGGCUUGGAUUUUGAGUGAGAUGUUAGCACUGACUAACGUAAAUAACGAAAGUUGCAAAAUCAGUUUUUAGGAAAGAACAUGAUAAGUGGCUCUCUAGGAGACCUCUAGGCCCUGAUUUGGAAAACUAUGGUGACCUUGGAGAGAUGAGCCUGCAAAGGGACCUGCUUUGAUCCAUGCUGAAGGUCUGACCCCUGCCAAGGGGUGCACCAAGGGCCAUGAGGGAACAGGGUCCUGGGGCCUGAGCUUCCCGGAAGCAGGAUAAUGGUCACCCCUUUGGGCUAGAGUUGGAAAAGUCACUGCAUAGCAUAGUGUGGCUUUCCAAAAGUGUUCUAUUUGGCAAAAUAAAUUUGGCCAAUGCAUGGAAUAAAUAGGCACAUGGGCAGGAUGAGGUCUGGUGGUGUAAGAGCCAGUCAACAGCACUUUGAGAAAUACCUAUUCCUGCUCCCUGGUGAACUCCAGGAUGGUUCACUCAGCUCUAACAAAGAAGUUUUUAGCUGUCAUUUAUGGCCAGGGCAGAGCACCACGUCCUAAAUCUCCACCACUGCUUUCCACAGGGUGUGUGAUGUUCCCUGGUGCAUGUCUGCCUGUCCCAGUGGUGGGCUGACAGAUGCCAAACCCUAAGCCUGCACAGCCAUCUGGGUCUGCUGCUCUGUUUAUGAGCUGUGAGAGCGAACAGUUAAAAUAUAUUUAGUAAUAACUGGACUUUCAUAAAAGCCCACUUAUUGGGUAUUAUUGCUCUGUCACUGCCCUGAUUAUGAUCAUGUGCUUUCCCACCAGCUCUUGCAUGAUUUCCUGGCUGCAUUGGCAGUGACAGCCAGCGUACCCUGCAGUGUUACUCUGUGAUGCUGCAGGGCCAUGAUUAAAUUGCCCUCACAGCAGUAACACCAAAAAGAUGGUUAUGCUGACAGCUCCAAUGUCCCUUGGUGGCUGAUGCCUCUUGGAGUGGCAGCUCCAUGGCCUUUAGAGGGCUGGCUGGCCCUCCCUGCCCUACUCGUUUGUUCUCCUCCAUCUCUUUUUUGGAAACAGGGAGAAAAGAUGAACAGUGUCUCCUCAGAAAUGAUCGCUUUGAACGUAGCCUGCUCACUGCAAGUGCCAUCAAAACACGUCAGGAUUCAUUUAGAUGUGCUUCCUGGCAUUGUGUAGAAAUAAGAGAGAGAGAGAGAGACUGGGAAUAUUUUUUAAAAGAGAGGGAAAGAGAGAGUGGGAGAGAGAUUGGACAGAGAGUUUUAAAAACAGGGAUUAGAGAGAGGAGGGGGGGGAAGAUUUCUGAGUGGAUAGAUGGAUGAUAGGGAGAGAGAGGGGAGUAUAGCUAGAGAAAGAAAGAUUAGAGUGAAAAAGAUGAGAGAGAGACAGGAAGAAAUUAGAUAAUAUGGAGCAAUAGAUGAUUGAUAGAGAUAGUGAAACGUAGCUAGCUAAAGUAGAUUAGACAGACUAAAUAAGUAGAAAGAUGGGCUGACUGACAGAUAGGUAUUGUGUCAUACUUCAUAAAUGAUAUAUAUGCUAAUAUUCCCAUGUCAUGAUGGGUGGUAAACCCUGAGACACCUUCCAGCCUGACCUCAAUUCAGCAAAUGUAGCGCAGACAUCAGGCAUUGCUUGGACCGUAUGUCAGGUCUCACCACCCCGCCCGUUUUCUGCUGCAACAGCAGCAGGGGUGUGGAUGGUGUCUGGGGAGGGAGAGCGCUCUGACGGACACGGGGGGCUGAGGCAUAGGGAGGAGAGGUGUAGAGUAUGUUUGCUGUUCGUAGCACACAAGGUGCCCAGCCCAGCUCAGACACUGCAGAAACCCCGUGUCUCUAGCACUGAGUUGAGAGAACUGAGGUUCAGCUCUCAGGAUUUGUGGGAGAGGUGUUUGGGAGGAGGCAGGAAGGAGAGAGCACAGUUUUUGUUUGGCCUUAUUUCCUGUCAUGACCAUUUACAACAGUUUUCUUAAGGACUGUCUUGCCUGUUUCCUCAAAGACCAUGCGGUCUCCCUGCUCUUCUGACUUCAGAUGCCAAAUUUUUCAUUUUGCCUCCAGUUUGCUAUUACUAUUUUUAACUUUAUAAGGAAAUGAAAACUGCCUCUCAUGUCUUCCUGGACAUAGGCCUUCCUCCCUCCUCAAAAAAUUAAAAAACUUUCUCUCCCCAGGGAUGUUUUAUCUUUGUAUUUCGCAUGUUGCCUCCCCCUUGGCUGAUGGUUGGGGCAUCGCGCGUGUUUUGUCACCGUUCGUAAGAACAUACUUUGCCAUGUUGCUUAGAGAACAAAGGGUUGGGUUUUGUGUUUUGGUUUUUCCCCUCCCACAAAGAAAAUGGGGUAUGUGGUUACCAACUGCAAACCGAAAUAAUUUAAAUACUAAUUCCUCUCCCUUGGUUCCAGUCUAAAAUUUCUAGCUGUAACCAAGCACCCCCUAUCUUUCUUAUUGUACCGUGUCCUGAUCCUGCCAGAGAGUCAGGGCAAAGAGAGCGUGAGAGAGAACACAGAGACAAACCCUGCCUUGAGCAGGCAGUGGUUUAAUGUGUAAUACACAAGAUUUGUAUAGGAAGCUGGGCUGUCUUCAGGGUACAGGAAGAGAGCAGAGAAAAGCAUUUGGAUUUCCUUGAGUUGCCUCCUCAGUCAGAUUUUCAAAGGCUAAAAGGAAACAGCAUAAAGGAUGUAGCAUGGGAUGGAAACUGGAAAGAGAACAAGGGUAUUUGAGGAACGAUUUUUCUAGCAAAAUAUCAAACGAGCUGAGAGCAGCAGAAGAGGCAGGAGGUCCCAGAAGUAAAGAGUGGAGCAAAGAGUAAUCAGCAGAGUAGUUGAAGCUUUUCUACUAGUCCUGAUGUGACAACCAACAGUAAUUCCCCAGGGAAUAUAUAUCUCAUUCUCUCUCCCUGAAGAGAAUAUAGCUUUGCCUGGAGGUGUCUGUGGUUGUUAUUUUCUGUAUGGAAAGGGAAGGAAGGGCAUGUCAGAGUGACUCACACUGGGAAUAUUGUGCCUGACCUCACCGUGCAGCGCUGUGGAAAUUCAGGGUCCAAGAGGGGCUUUUUCCAUGCCUCUGUAGUAAGACACGCUAGUGACCCACAGCUAUACUGAAUGCUCGUACCAGCUGUAGGCCAGCUCUUGACAUUUCACUACAUUUCACUAGACUAAGCCUUGGAAAAGUGAAAAAAAUUUCAACAUAACCCCCACCUCCCGUCAAUGCAGUAGAUCGUUCGCAUGGAUUUGGUCUGCUUUGCAAUGCUUGUGGCAUCCUGACUAUCUGCACUGAUAGCAUAUAAAACCCCACAACCCUUGCAGUAGUUGCAUCAGCCAAGGAGCUUCCCAAUGAGCCACAUUCCAAAGGGAGGGGAAGGGCAUUCUGCUAAGAUCCCUUCAGACCCAGUGUUUUCCAACCCUAAACCCUAAUGCAGCCCCAUGAGAGGCCUUAGCUAGAAGUAACUCACCUGUGGUGACCACAUAAACACCGUAGCUUGGGAAGUGUGUUACUCUGGGUGAAAGAAAUGGCCAUGACUGAAAGAGAGGGAUUUAGAAAAAAAAGGAAAGAAGAAAAAAAGGAAGAGGGAGUUCAUAGCAAACUCCCCAUGAGAGUUAUUUCUUUUUUCUUGUGGUCUCCAAACAGCAAACUAGCACUUGAGACUUUUUGUCUGGUGUUUUUCAUAGAUGUUUUCGGAAGGAAAUGGAGUGGCUGUGGUUUGCAGAGGUUGAGGGAAGGGUUUGAAUGAAUGUUUUUGUGGUCCCUCUUGGCUAAGAAGUCUGCUCGGUGGUCACCUGCAGCUCAGCGAUGCCAGAAGUGGCGUUGGGGGUCCUCUUCCAGGCCUGUGCUCAGAUUCCCUGCUUUUCCGCAUUGCCACAUUAGCACUUUCACUGGAUAUUUAGAGCACCUCAGGACUGGUUCUCCUCUCGCUCACACCGGGGUAACUCAGGAGUCACUCCACUGGAACCAGUGGUGUUAAUCUGGUGUGAAAAUAGUGCGAGAGGAGGAUUCAACUCCUCGGGGGGUAAUUUCCAGGUCCCCGAGGGGGAAAAAAAAUCAAUGGGAGUUACAUGUCUAACUGCCACUUGUGCCUGUGAAAGUCUGCCCCUUAUCUACCUAUAUGUAUAUAGGGUACAGUUUUCAGAAUAACCUAAGUGACAUGGGCACUUGAGAGCACACAUUUCACUGGCUUUCAAAGAGAUGCAAGUUCCUAAGGCCCAGAUGCUGAAGGAUGUCCAAACUCCUCUCUGCAGUGCAUUUGGGGGUCUCAGGCCUGAAAUUCUCCAGUCAUUUCCCAAAGUGGAGCUGAAGAUCAUGAGUCAUUUAGGUGGUUCUGAAAGCGCUACCCUCUAUCCAUUUUUCAGGGUGUUGAUCUCAGGUCAUGUGCGAGCCUGCAUUCUUACCUACAAUGCUUUAUUACUACAUUCCUCUGUUGAGCAAUAUUUGAAAGAAGAGGUGAAGGUUGAGAUUUGCAGAACAGGCUAGUGACCCCAGUGGCUCACGUCUGGAGUGCCCAACUUGAGAGACACCUCACUGGGGUCCAAGCCACAGGUCCCCUGUAUGCUCUGAACAUCAAGAUUCAUGUAUUACACACCCAGAACCACUGGCCACUUCCAAAAAAUAAAUCCCAGCCUGAGACCUAGACUACUCUCACAAAAGAAAAUCCCAGGUGAACCGUUCACUCAAUAGCUUGGUUUUUCUGCUCAUGCCUGUUCCCAAUGAAUAAAACACAUCCCUGUGCAUCACCUAAGCCCUAUUUUGAGGAGUUACACUGGCAUACAGCUGAAGUAACACAGUAGUAAAUCGGGGCCUGAAGAAGGUGGCUACAGCCUAGAGAAUAUCAAGAACUGUGACGUGUCUGGAAGCUAAUAAGAGCAGAACUUGACGAUUAGAGCGGCCCAUUUCCGAUGCUCUUGUGUGAGGAUCUGGAAAGAGUCUCUCACUCAUUGUACUUGUGCAUUAUGAAUGUGUCCAUCUGCAGAGAUCUAAUGUACACAUAUGUCCUGAAUAUUGUCCUAAGGUUGCAAGCUUCAAAAAUGAGCAGAAAACAUUCCCGAGAAGUGAGAAUAAUACAGAUGUCUGUAUUUGAAAAAUUGGUUCAAAUAAAGUCUCUCACUUAUAGA